Homalodisca vitripennis (glassy-winged sharpshooter) is the source of this 2796-nucleotide messenger RNA. RefSeq names its product piggyBac transposable element-derived protein 1-like. NCBI's taxonomy places the organism in Eukaryota, Metazoa, Arthropoda, Insecta, Hemiptera, Cicadellidae. The transcript is spliced from 2 exons. The record is from RefSeq and is a predicted model, not a curated record. The coding region runs from base 821 to 1843 and encodes 340 amino acids.
UAAACAAUAUAAAAAUACAACAGACUAUGUUACCACCAUUUCACCAAUCAUAAAAUAUUAUUGUAAAUGUUUUUAAACGUUUAUUUUAUGAAAUAAUGAGUGUUUUAUUUGUUUCUUAUAUUUAGUGUCCUACGCGUUACAUAGCAUGUAAUCCUGCAAUUUGAGUGGUGUGGUGAGAAACGGUUAAGUUAUCAAAAUAGUACAUACAAGGAAACCUCAUAGUGUCUAAACCAAGAAAUAGAACAUUUUUUUAAGUUAUAUACAUAUAUUAACCUCUUAUGGGCGGGUGUUGCGAUUUUGCAACAAACCGAAUUUAGUUUUUUUUUUCUCCAUGAAAACUAUUUUUUAUUGGUCUGUGGACUGUUGUUACAGUUUCACAACAAACCGGUGGGAAAUUUUGUGAUAAUGUAGUAGCAGAACUGCUGAGUUGAAGCUGUUUAUAAGCCAUUUUGUUAGUUGGUGACACAGUUUUCAGAAAUAAGCCGGUUACUGGAUUUUAAUUGUUUUUUUUUUUUCUCAAAAAAGGUAAGUCACAGAUUUAAAAAAAAUACUGUCAGUGUUAUUAGUUCAUAAGCUACAGAUUAGUCUAGUUAAUGAAUGUUUUCCACCUGAUUAAGGUUGGUUUAUAACCUAAAAUAGGUUUGUUCUUUUUUUGCAACAACAGGCCAUAACGGAAUAUUGGUUUGUUCUUUUUUUGCAAUAACAGGCCAUAAAGGAAAAUGAAGCCAAUAGAAAACAUAUUUCCACAUUUAUUUGUUUAUCUCAUUAUUUACUAAAUUAGUGAUAUUGAGCAUGGAGUAAUUCACUUGUGUUUUUUUAGAUGCGUCGGUCGAAGAGGAUUCUAGCUGACAUACCUGACCUGGGACUGUUGCCUCCAGAAUCAAGUGAAGAGAGCGAGGCAGACUAUAGUGAUGCUGACCCCGACUACGACCCAAAUACAGUUGGAAUGACUAGGCUGCAAAGAAUUCUAGCUGCUCGAGAGCAAAGUGAUGAUGACUCACGUGAGGACGAAACUGUGAAUCAACCAGAAAAAGGAGAGAUACAUCAGGAAGAAAAUGACGAAGAAGCACACCCUGAGGAGCCUGCUGUCGAAGAUGCCCCUGUUACACCCCUUCCACUGUGGACAGAUGUCGCUCCAGAAGAUAGUGAAAAAGAGGUAUCUGCAUGGCUAGGUGCCCUCCCAAACCCUGACGAGUUUGAAAUUGAUACACCAAUUGAGUACUUCAAAUACUUUUUGGACGAAGAUCUUUUGAAUACCAUUACAGAUCAGUCUAACCUGUAUGCUAUACAGAUAAACCCUAACAAACCCUUGAUUUUGACAACUCCAGAGCUAGAGCAAUAUCUAGGUGUUUGUAUUUUGAUGUCGAUUUACAUUCUUCCUAGAGCCAGUAUGUACUGGGUUAAGAGUACUAGGAUAGAUAAAAUUGCAAAUGUGAUCAGCAGGGACCGCUGGAAGGAAAUUAAAUCAAAAUUGCACUGCAAUGACAACUCGAAACUGAGAAGAGAUGAUCCCAACCGUGAUAGGCUGUUUAAAAUCGGGCCCUUAUUUGACUCAUUGCAGGAAAAAUUUAGGAAUCUACCUAAAAGUGAGUUUCUUUGCAUCGAUGAACAAAUAGUCCCGUUCAAGGGAAAAUCCGGUCUGAAGCAGUACAACCCAAAAAACCCAAAAAAUGGGGUUUCAAAAUUUUUGUUUUGUGCGACACUUCUGGUUUGGUUUAUGAUUUUGAGAUCUACUGUGGUAAAAUACAGGUUCCCUGAUAUUGAUGCGAGUUCAAAUAUUGUACUAAAGCUUGUUGACUCAGUACCUAGAAAUAUGAACGACAAAUUGUUUUUCGACAAUUGAUUUUCUUCCUUGCCUCUCUUUGUUGAGCUCAAACAAAUUGGCAUUGAAUCAUUAGGCACAGUAAGGAGUGACCGUUUCAAAGGCCUGAACUUCCCUACUGACAAAGACAUGAAACAUGAUUUUGGUAGAGGCUCUGUUCUUGAAAAAGGUCAUGUGACAAACACCGAUGUAGAAAUCAGAGCUGUAAAGUGGAUGGACAAUAGGUGUGUGGUAUUAGUCUCAUCAUUUGAAUCCGCUCAGCCCAUCACAAAUGUCAAAAGGUUUGACAAAAAAGUAAAGAAGGAAAUACUUGUUCCUUGUCCAAAAGCUGUGAUUACAUAUAACAAAUUUAUGGGCGGAGUAGAUCUGCUUGACGGUCUUGUAGCAUACUAUCGGAUUUCCACCAAAUCUAAAAAGUACUACAUGAAAAUGGUGCAUCACUUUGUGGACAUGGGCGUUGUCAAUGCCUGACUUGUGUACCGCCGUGAUUGUUAACAAAAAAACUAUCCGAAAAAAGAAAUAAAAUACCUGCUGGAAUUUAGGUCCGAUGUUACUGCAGCUCUAUGCAGCCAGGGAAAGCAGCAAGCACGGAAAAGGGGAAGGCCUUCCCUUGAAGACCAAGAGGAAGCUGCAUAUGAAGAAAAAAAGAAGAAGGAUCCAGCCAAAGCUCCGCCUGAGGUCAACGUCAGGAAAGAUGGUUUAGACCAUUGGCCUGUUGUAGCUGAAGACCGACAACGGUGUAAAAAAAGUGGUUGCAAGGGAAUAACUACUGUAAAAUGCAACAAAUACAAAGUGCAUCUUUGUCUUCCCAAAAACAGAAACUGUUUUAGUUCUUCCUUUCAUGGAGUGUAAGGUUUUUGUCGAAAGUAUUCUUUUUGUUCCUUGUAUCAAUACACAUACCGAUGUUUUUUUUUUUCAUUUCUAUUAGUCAUUACUUUGUAAUUUGAAAAUAAACAAAUAAAUUUUCAAAGAAA